Molecule: messenger RNA, 1962 nt
Organism: Oldenlandia corymbosa var. corymbosa
Lineage: Eukaryota; Viridiplantae; Streptophyta; Magnoliopsida; Gentianales; Rubiaceae
Source: the annotation of a GenBank genome assembly
CAGCGAACUAAUACGGUAUCCGGUAAAUUGAUACUAAUAACAAAUAAAUAGUCGAUACAAUUGAUGUCUUCUUCUAAAGCAUGUUGUAAGUAGUAGCAUAUAGGCCGGAGGAUAUUGACUGAGUGAAGAAUUCCCCAUAAAAUAAAGGGACCGUUUUAGCAAAUUGUUGUAGGCUACUAGCAUAUGAAACCCAAGUAGUACGCUGUACAGCAUCCAAUAGAGUUUUAAUAAGUGAAUCUAUAUAUCGGGGAAUCGGAACUUGCUGGGGUUUCAUACUUUCUGCUGGUUCACCUUAGUGGACACUCAGACCGACCGACCGACCGACCGACCGACCGACCGGCUAGUGUGUGUUUGUGUGUGUGUGCGCGCUCGCUCCCACCGCCGCUGCCGCCCGCCAACCCUUCUGCAUUCUCCAUAUCUGAAAUUGAAUUGUCGCCCUAGAUUACCACUAUCCUGACGUAAAAGUUGUUCUCAGAUUCAGGGUGAUUUCAUAAUGUCCGCCUUGGAUGAAAUGGGAACUAGAGCCUCUUCUCAGCUAGAGUCAGUUGUCUACAAUUCAAAGAAGCUAGAAGAUGACAUACAUUCUCUUGGCCUGAAAAUCAAACAACACGAGGAGAACAUCAAUUUUCUAAAGCGUCAAAAACACCUUGUUGAUGACAAAAUUGUGGACAUGCAAGUUGCUCUUGGGAAGUAUCACUCGGCUGAUGCACAUACAUCAGAUAAUGGGGAUCCUUUUAAUAAGCAUGGUGAAGAGGAGACAGUUGAACAAAUCUUAAAAACUGAGAAUACUGCAGCUGCUCUAUUGUGUCAGUUGAAAAUUCAACACGCUUCCCAGGAUUCUCAAUUCUCAUGGAUGAAAGACGUUAUUGGUGUUGUUGCUACAAUUGGAAGAGUUGAAGACGAAAACCUUAGCUGGAUUUUGUCGGAGUAUUUGGGAACAGAGACCAUGCAAGCCGUUGUUUGCAGAACGCAUACUUGUGUCAAAUCUCUGGAAAUGUAUGAUAAAGAUGGUCGUGUUAAUGAAACUUCUGGUCUUUAUGGGUUUGGAGCUUCCAUUGGAAAAACUUUAGAGGGUCGAUUUCUUGCUAUUUGUCUGGAGAAUAUGAGGCCAUAUGUUGGAGAUUUUGUGGCUGAUGAUCCUCAAAGGAGGCUUGAUCUUCUCAAGCCGAAAUUGCCAACUGGAGAAACUCCUUCCGGCUUUUUGGGGUUUGCUGUGAAUAUGAUCAACAUCGACCAUAGCAAUUUAUACUUCGUCACCACUAAUGGUCUUGGUUUGCGAGAGACUCUUUUUUUCAACCUUUUUUCCUACUUGCAAGUGUACAAAACGAGGGAAGAUAUGUUACAGGCUCUCCCUCUCAUUGUUGAUGGUGCUGUUUCAUUGGAUGGUGGGAUUAUCACAAGUAAGGGUAUGUUUUACCUGGGAAAACGGACUGAUGUAGGUCUGAAAUUUCCCAAGUGCUCAAGAUCUGUUGUACCUGAUACCUAUUUUGUUGAUGAAACUGCAAUGAAGGAAGAAAAAUGGAAAAGGGAAAGAUUGCAGGACGAUAUACGGAGAGAACAAAUAGUAUUGGACCAAACAAAGUUCAAUUAUGAAAUAAAAAAGCAAGAGUUUUUGAAGAUGCUUGCCCAGUGCUCAACUUAUGCUACUAAUCAGCAACUGCAUCAGCCUGCUCGUGUGAGAUAAUAUUAGGGAAGCUACAGUUGAGAUCCAGGAUGAGAUAUCAUAAGCAUCUUAAAGAUGGAAGCGGCUCCUAUUACAACUGAUCGCUCGAGCCUAGAUGUCAUUUUGUACAAGGCCUUGUUCUGUCUUCAUUAUCUGGUUAUUAUCAUUAUUAUUGUUAUUGUUAUCUUGUAUGACAACCUUGUUCUCUUGACCAACUCAAAUUUGAAGCUUAAAAUGCAAAUUCUCGUCAUUCUUAUUUUGUGGGUUUGUAGUCUUUGUGUGUGUGUGUGUGUGUGUGU